CAAUCAUACCACGCCCCACCCCACAACACAUCCCGCCAAUCACACCACGCCCCACCCCACAACACAUCCCGCCAAUCACACCACACCCCACACGACCCCGCACCUCACCACGGUGGCCCCGACUGUGUCCCCAGAUGUGAAGGUAGGAGACUACCGGGUGAUGAAGGAGAAGGAAGUCUGCCUGCGGAUCCAGUCAGGCCUCCAGAUACGAGUCGAGUACACAAACAGCUCCAAAACAAAGCUCUGGGGCACCUUUGCUGUCCAGCCAAACCAGACCAAAGUGUCAGGAAAAUGCACCAAUGACACCGCCACCAUGCAGCUCAGCUUUGCCCAGGGCUUCCUAAUCUUCACCUUCAAAAAGAAUGAAACCCAAAAAACUUGCUACCUGAAUGAGGUCCGAACCAACCUGAGCCUCCAGUUCCCUGGGGCUAUGGAGAGGUACUUUGCAGCACAGAACAGCACCUUGCGGGAGUUUGAGGCUGGGCUGGGCCACUCGUACCAAUGCAAGAACCGCAGCCUGGCGCUGAGCCCUGCCUUCCACCUCGACGCCCUGCAGGAGCAAGUCCAGGCCUUCGCACUGCACAGCGGCAACUUCGGGGAAGCUGAGCUGUGCCCAGAUCAGCACAGCCUAGUGGUUCCCAUCGUCAUCGGGGUGGUUCUGCUGGUCCUCAUCCUCAUCGUGGUCAUUGCCUACCUGCUGGGCCGGCGCAGAGCGCGGGGCGGCUACCAGACCAUCUGAGGGGCCGAGACACUGAGGGAGGAUGUGGGAGGAGGGAGUCUGGGGCCUGUCCCCUCUAGGGGGCACCAGGUCCUACUUGGCCCCAGGGCAGGGACUGCCUGGCUCAGGGGGACAAGGAAUGGGGUGGGGAGCAAGAUCCCAGAUCUAUGUAUUUUAUUUUAUAGAUUAAAUAAAUGAGGGGGUUUGCUAGUAAA
Messenger RNA from Pelodiscus sinensis (Chinese soft-shelled turtle), 933 nucleotides. RefSeq names its product CD68 molecule (gene CD68). Gene Ontology annotation, cellular component: lysosomal membrane; plasma membrane; late endosome membrane. Gene Ontology annotation, biological process: establishment of protein localization to organelle. The record is from RefSeq and is a predicted model, not a curated record. NCBI's taxonomy places the organism in Eukaryota, Metazoa, Chordata, Testudines, Trionychidae.